Laccaria bicolor S238N-H82 is the source of this 753-nucleotide messenger RNA. RefSeq lists its product as uncharacterized. Bases 1 to 753 code for a protein of 250 amino acids. Lineage: Eukaryota; Fungi; Basidiomycota; Agaricomycetes; Agaricales; Hydnangiaceae. The record is from RefSeq and is a predicted model, not a curated record. The transcript has 10 exons.
AUGUUCGAGUCCACUGGCUCUGAUUCCGGUCCUCUUAACCUCAAAAAAGCAUACAAACCGCAAACCACAGAUUUCUACUGGAUUUUGAAUCAACUUUUUUUUGCUUCAACUCCAUCUUUGGACUACCACCCGGUAACGCGCUCGAAGCGACUCUGUUGGCUCAAGUUGAUCGUCAGUAUAUCUUUCUUGCAAGUCGACAACGCCUGCCCUAACGGCCUUUCCGUUGCAGACGUGGCGGGCGGUUUUAACGAUGCCCAGCUCGACGACGGCAAUACCCUCUUGAAAAGCUCCACACGGCAUGCUAGUGGCCGCAGGCAGACCUCUCACAUGCAUCGAUCGUCUCAUCGGUUGCACCCACCUAUUCCGCUGUUCGGUCCUUCUCCUCUGCCAAAGCUGGCUCAGUGCUCAGAGCUUCUCGGUAUCUUCAUUCCCGACGCUCUAUUUGCCGUUACGUACAUGCUCGUUGCCGCCGUGGGCUGCCACAACAUCACACAUACGGAUCGCUCGUUGGGGUCUUGGUCCUCGUCUUCGGGUGGACACCGACUUGUAUGGAUGAUGGGGGCAUGGCUAUUGCACAUAGUACUCACAGCAAUCGUGGAUAGGUUUGCUUGGGCAUCUUGCCAGCCUCUGUUCUGCCGAUCAGGUUUGAGUGUAAGAACACCCUCAAGUGUCAACGUUGGCAAAGCCAGGACGUUCGGCUAUGUUACCUGCAAUCGAAAUUUCCUCAUCCUUCGUCUGAACGCGUGCUGUUGA